UGUGGUGGGUGAUUCUGUAAUGGCGUUCUUCGUUUGUGGAAAGAGAGUCGGACCGAAAUGCAGCGUAGUGGUUACUCAUGUCUUUAAUGAAAGGAAAAAAGCGAUACAUGAAAUAACUAUACAAAUACGAAAACAACAAACAGAACGUGAAACCUAUUACAGCCUAUCUGGUGAAACGACACAGAGACAGGAACAAUCACCCACAAAAUACACAGCGAAACCAGGCUACCUAAAGACGGUUCCCAAUCAGAGACAACGAGAAUCACCUGACUCUGAUUGAGAACCGCCUCAGGCAGCCAAGCCCAUACAACACCCGUACUCAGCCGCAAUCCCAAUAAUACAAAAACCCCAAUACGAAAUACAACAACAUAAACCCAUGUCACACCCUGGCCUGACCAAAAAUAUAACGAAAACACAAAAUACAAUGACCAAGGCGUGACAGAUAAGCAGUAUAUUACAUUUAAGAACAUAUGUAUUCUGUACAAUAAUUUAGUGUAUAAUAUAUAUCAGAUUAUACAAUAAUCUAAUGAAAUAAGCAUAUAUACUGCAUGUAUGUUUGUAUCAAUAUUUGACAUAGAUGCUGCAGUUAUUAAAGAAAGGGUGAAAUCAGCCCCUGCAAAGAAAGAAGCUGACAUUCACAAAGAAAACGCCAAAGCAGCUUCAUCAAAGAAAGUGUCCAAGGAAACUAAGGAACAAGCCAUACCAGAGCCUUCAAAAGAAGAUGCUGAAGCAAAAGAAAAGGCCAAAUUAACUCCAGAAAAGAAAGAUGCUGCAGUUAUUAAAGAAAAGGUCAAAUCAGCCCCUGCAAAGAAAGAGUCCAAGGAAACUAAGGAACAAGCCAAACCAGAGCCUUCAAAAGAAGACAGUGAAAGUCCCAAAGAACAGACCAAAGCAGCGUCAUCAAAGAAAGAUGCUGAAGCAAAAGAAAAGGAGAAAUUAACUCCAGAAAAGAAAGGUAUGAAAUGAUUUUUGAAUUGUUCUUUUUCUGUUUAUUCAAAUAAUAAGUAAGCAGCCUAUGUAUCCAUUUCAUGCUAUUUACAAAACAUUCAAUAAGUUAUUAUUGUAAGGACUGUUGUACGUGAACUUUGAAGCUGAAGUUUCCAAAGAAAAGCCAAAGUAACUCCUUCAAAUGAAGGUAACAGAAUGUAUUGAUUUUUAUCACUACCAAUAUAAUAUUUUUUUAUACAUUUAUUUCACCAGGCAAUUCAGUUAAGAACAAAUUCUUAUUAUCAAUGACGGCCUAGGAACAGUGGGUUAACUGCCUGUUCAGGGGCAGAGCGACAGA
Oncorhynchus keta (chum salmon) is the source of this 1285-nucleotide messenger RNA. Its product is annotated as neurofilament heavy polypeptide-like. NCBI's taxonomy places the organism in Eukaryota, Metazoa, Chordata, Actinopteri, Salmoniformes, Salmonidae. The record is from RefSeq and is a predicted model, not a curated record. The transcript is spliced from 8 exons. Bases 553 to 966 code for a protein of 137 amino acids.